AUAUUUCCCUUCUACAAUAUUCUAAUUUUCCGAUUUACGCUCUUUGUUUUAAAUAUUGAUAAUAUUGUUCCCCUUGUGUUUUACUUCAUUAUAAAACAGGUUAUCCUGCAACUUUGCUAAUUUAACGUUUAUAAAGAAAGUUUUUCCAGUGCUUGUGUGAAAAAUUGAAAAUAGUGCACCGAAAUGUGGAGUUCAACGAAUAAAUUAUACAUAUAAAUUCGAAUAAACAUUUGCUGUACCGUCGCGUUAAAUUUUUUGGCUAAAUUUGCACAUUACUAUGAAGGGAAGAUGAAAACCUGUAAUAAAAGUUUCAGCAAGUUUAGUUGCGGAAGUGGCUAUAGAAAGUGCGACUUAAAAAGUGAAAAUCGCUGCUGUGGCUAAACAAAGAGAAGCAAAAUCGGAUUCUGCAACACUAUCUGCCGUUUUAAAAUAAAUAUCAUUUCUGUUUUCGAAUUGUGUUCAAAUCAAAUCUAAUUAGUCCAACUAGAAAAAUCUAUAAAUUUACAUUGUAGUCAAUCUGUGUGAAGAGAGUGAAGUGGGCAAGGGGAAAUUAUGUGCGGAACAGAACGGGUUUAAAAAGAGAAGAACAAAUCUGAGACCGUGAGAAGAAUACUGCGAGCAAAACAAAUGGCGAAAAAAACGUGCCUUUGGAGCUUUGGAGCAGUAAUUUAUAAGCGACACGCUCAAAAAGUUUUUUAAUACACAAUACCGGCUUGGCAAAAAAGGAUUUAUACAUUAGAUUAGAUUUUUUAGCACAUGCUAGCCGAAGACAUGGGUUAUAAAGCCAACGGAGAGGGUGUCAAUAACGGCAAAAGUCGUAGUGAUGGUCGUGGACUGGGGGAUGACGAUGAUGGGGUGGAUGAAGAAGAGAGUAACACGUUUUAUGAGGCAGUCAGUGAACCGGAUCUUUGCUUAGACGCUCUUAAAAUAACGAAUGACGUCACGUCCGUAAACAAAAUACUUACGAGUGCACCGGAUGAGGAGGAAGAUGCAGAAGAGGUUGAGGGUGCACGUUGUUUACCACAUGUGACGGAUGUUAUUGACACUGAAACCGCUUCGGCUUUGAAUGCUGAUACAUCAAUUGUUAUUCGCACCGUCAACAGCGCCGUUGACACCAGUUGCACUUUUUUAGAUAUCCAGAUGAGGGAAGACGUAGCAAGUAAAGGGCCAAAUAUUGAGGACAAAAGUGACGCAGAGCGUCCUAAGCGAAACAAGAAUUUGAAAGAUCUAAACAAAAUAAACCAAACAAUAAUGUCUGACGACCAAUUUCAGAAGCAACGCCAGCAGACAUUACUUACCACUAAAUCUUGUGAAACUCCUGCACCUUCAUCACUCUCACCAACUAAUUCUCACAGUGACAGUGGUAGUAUAGGUGGUGGUGCUCGCCGUAAAUCUUGGACACUUUCGCCUCAAAGUGGUGACUCCACACCACAAAGCGGUGCCAAGAAAAAAAUUAAAUCUACAAAUCUAAAAUCUCCAACAGCUCCAGUAUCCUCAAUAACUGGUACAGAAAAUCUUAACUUAUGGGUUGCUCGUGAAUGUUAUGAAACGGUUCCUGCAGAAACGGUUUAUGAAGUUGAUGAUGAUGUUGUAACUUUAGAUGAUGAAGAGGCAGCGGUUGAAAGUUUACUAGGUGCAGCAGCUGCUUUUCAGCCUAGCACAGUCAAUAAAGCAGUACAACGUCGGCAAAAACAUUUGCGACAGCCUCAACAUAGGCCCUUGGAACGGGCAUGGCCUCCCAGAGCUCUUGACAAAGAUUUAAAUUUGCAAGGUGAUGUUUUCAAAUUUGAUAUACUCGAUACAGAUGAACGCAUCGAUGGGUAUGGUAGACAAGUCUGCAGCUCCACAGAUGGCUAUAGCAGCGCUACAAGUAGUACGAAUAAUUCUCCUUUACUACUUUUAAACAACACAGCUCCUUCAUCCACAAGCCCACAAUAUGAAUUGCCUUCAGGCGGUAUAACGCAGACUCCGGUUAAGUUUAAACCUUUAAUUAAGAAAAAAAUUGGUCCUGAUAGUUAUAUAAACACAAUUACAACCAAAAAGGUGCCUGCUUCGGAAACUUAUGACUUCCCAACCUUCCCCGUAAAAGAUGAUACAUCUGCAGCAUUAGGAAACUCGUCACCAGCAAGUCAAUUUCCAUACAUCCGACAGCAUCGGCCGCUAAUGCGCGCCUUGUCAAAUGGGAAAGGAGCUGCACCAUGUAAUGCCAUCAAUUACGACGAUUUAGCAUGUGGUGCAAUGAAUUCGCCUCGUUUAUUGCUUUCACCAAAACGACAACGCAGCCCACCCUCUGGUUGUUCGACACGCAGUGCAUCUCCCUUGGAUGUGAACUUAAGUCCGGAAAGAAGUUCUUCUCCUACACCACAAACUCAGUUCAAAUUUGGUGUCACUGCUGGUGGUGGUGGAGGAGUACCAUCCUCCCCGGCCAACCAUAUUCGCCCCCAACAGAGGCUGCUGAAACGGGUUGGUGGUGGUAUCGGAUCAAAUCUGGUAUGUCCACCGACACCCACCCAUCAUGCUCGCCGUCAUCAACGCUUGCAGUCCAACGCUUCUGCAUUUUUAGCACAAACUGAUCAAAUGCAUUCUGGUACAGUGACACCAUAUGGGUCACCUAACAACGCGAGUAAGGGCGAGUAUAACUUGGCGACCUCGCCACCUCAUUCCUUUGGUGCUGGUGUAGGUGGUAGCCAAAUCAAUGUCACAGCGACAGAAAACAACACUUUUGACUCAGGCUUAGGGGAAUCGGGCGAUGUAAUUGGUGCAACAAAUGAAGCCUGCAGCACACGUUUGCCAUCAAUUCCCGAGCGUGGUGCCGCUGCUGGUUUCCUUCGAGGUAGUGGUAUUUUUGCUGAAGCUGAAAACGCUACAGAGCCUUUGCCGCCUGCUUGGGAAGCACGAAUGGAUAGUCAUGGACGUAUUUUCUAUAUUGACCAUACAACACGAACCACUUCAUGGCAACGGCCUGGCACGAAUGGUGGUGCAAACCUAAACGGUGCCGGACGUGAACACCAUCAUCGACAACAAUUGGACCGACGUUAUCAGUCCAUUCGACGUACCAUUACCAGCGAAAAUCGGCUCUCGAAUGCUUCUGGCUAUAGUGCGAACGAUAGUUCCGUUUGUAAUAACACUGCCAAUCAACUUGCAAACACAAUGCACAACAAUCAAAAUACCUCUAGUAAUAAUAAUUUAGGCCAUCUACAAAUGCUCAAUAUUUCGGUACAUCCAGCUGUUAUAAUGCUCUGUCGUCCAGACUUCUACUCUAUGCUGCACACUAACGAAGAUGCUUUAUCAAUUUAUAAUCGCAAUCCUGCACUUAAACAUAUGAUUAUACGUAUACGCCGUGAUCCGCAGUGUUUUCAACGUUACCAAUACAACAAGGAUUUAGUCGCAUUAGUAAAUACAUUCGCACAGCUUAAUCGAGACUUACCUUCAUGCUGGGAGACCAAACUCGAUCAAUCCGGAAAACAAUUCUUCAUCGAUCAUAAUAAUCGUAAAACAUCAUUCAUGGAUCCACGCUUGCCAAUAGAAAGUGCACGUAUAAUACGCCAACGGCAUCAACAUCCUCCUCAUCAGUCACCACAAUUACCGGCUCAUCUUUCACAUGCGCAUCAGCCACACUCACAUCAACGUCAACAGUACCAGCACCAACAAAAUUCUCAUUACGACGUUUUCGAUGGCAAUUGCAUGUCUUCCUCUGGUGUCCCACCACUGCCACCCCCAAGACCGGUAAGCAGCAUGCGUGGUCCAAAUGGGGCAAUAGGUGGCGCCAGUGGUGGUGCUGCUGGCGGUGUUGGUAAUUACGAGCAGUACAACGAGGUACCUGUUGCAUACAAUGAAAAGGUUAUAGCGUUUUUGCGUCAACCCAACAUUUUGGAAAUCUUGCGUGAACGACAUGGACAGAAUACAGUUUCACGUUCAUUGCGCGAGAAGAUCAAUAUUCUACGGGUGGAAGGUGUGCCAGCUUUGGAGAGAUUAGGUCACGAUUUGCAGCUGACCAUCCUACUGAGUCUUUUCGAACAGGAGAUUAUGAGCUAUGUUCCUAUAGAAGAACGCAGUCCACAGGGUUCGCCAGUGCUAAAUUCACGCAUGCCACAGCGGGCACCGCCACCAUUUCGGCGUGAUUUCGAGGCAAAGUUGCGAGGCUUCUAUCGCAAACUGGAGUCGAAAGGCUACGGACAAGGUCCACACAAACUGAAAUUACAUAUUCGGCGCACUCAUCUGCUGGAGGACGCUUUUCGACGUAUAAUGUCUGCCAAUAAGAAAGAUUUGCAGCGUGGACGUCUCGCUGUGUUAUGGGACACGGAGGAAGGCUUGGAUUAUGGCGGCCCCUCAAGAGAGUUCUUCUUCUUGCUCUCACGUGAGCUGUUCAAUCCCUACUAUGGUCUAUUCGAAUAUUCAGCAAACGACACAUACACUGUGCAAGUUUCACCGUUAUCGGCCUUUGUGGACAAUUGCCACGAUUGGUUCCGGUUCGGCGGUCGAGUAUUGGGCUUGGCGCUCGUACACCAAUACCUUUUGGAUGCAUUCUUUACACGCCCAUUUUACAAGGCAUUGCUGCGUUUGCCUGUUGCACUCAGUGAUCUGGAAUCGCUCGAUAAUGAAUUUCAUCAAUCGUUGCAGUGGAUACGCGACAAUGACAUUGGCACAGGCAUCGAUUUGGGUUUAACAUUUUGUGUUACCGAAGAGUUGUUGGGACGUGUGGUGGAGCGUGAAUUGAAACCGGGUGGUAAGAAUAUUAUCGUUAAUGAGAAGAACAAAAAAGAAUAUUUAGAGCGCAUGAUUAAAUGGCGUUUGGAACGUGGUGUACAAGAACAAACGGAAUCGUUGGUGCGUGGAUUUUACGAAGUGGUCGAUGCGCGUCUCGUUUCGGUUUUCGAUGCACGCGAGUUGGAGUUGGUGAUUGCGGGUACAGCAGAAAUCGAUAUUAACGAUUGGCGUUUGAACACCGAAUAUCGUUCCGGCUACCACGAUAACCAUCAGGUGAUAAUUUGGUUUUGGCAAGUCAUCGAAAAAUUCACCAAUGAGCAGCGCUUGCGGAUGUUGCAAUUCGUCACUGGCACUUCCAGCAUACCUUAUGAAGGUUUCUCGGCAUUGCGCGGUUCGACGGGCCCCCGGCGCUUUUGUAUCGAAAAGUGGGGUAAACCGAAUGCGUUGCCACGUGCGCACACCUGUUUCAAUCGCCUCGAUUUACCGCCUUAUCCAACGCCCGAGUUGCUCUACGAGAAGCUGCUGUUGGCUGUAGAGGAAACGAAUACGUUUGGUAUAGAAUAGAAAUGCGUAGUAUACAUAUAUGUAUGUAUGUAGAUACAUACGUAUGCUAUAAUACAUAGUAGUUACAGUAGCGGUUGAAUUAUUAGAAUCAGUCGCAAGUUCAUCUUAAUGAAUUAAGUUAUUUUAUUAUAAUCGUUGGUAUAAACGAAAAAAAGUGAUAUUUAUAAUUACGGUUAUUUAUUUAUUUUCGCAUUUACAUACUUACAUAUUAUAUUUGUAAUAUUUAUGUGACCAGUUGUUUGUAGAUAAAACUAAUCGAAGUCAUUAGUUUUACUGGCGUUAUGGAUUAACGUUUUUUUUGUUUUUGUUUGUUGAUCAAAUGUGUUUUUAAAACAAGAGCAAUCAUUCCAGUACAUAUUUCUUAUUUAUUUUUAUGUUAUAAUUGUUGUUAAUGAUAUUUGUGUGAAUAGUAGGCGGUUUGCCACGUACUAGCAAAAAUUUCAAAGUAUUGCAAUGCUGCUAAAGCAACGCUAGGGGUAUUCAGGCGUUAAUGCAAAAUGCAAAAUUGUAUCAACAACAAACAUUCGAAAAACAGAUUUAAAAGCCUGUUUUUACCUAUGUAUUUAUGUAUAAAAAAACUAAUCUGCUUUUGUCAAUUUUGGUGACAUUCAUUACCUUAAGUUUAAACGUUAAGCAAUUUUAAUUGCGAGAAAUUUACACGAAUAUCGUUAAAAAAGUACAAGAGUGUCUUGCUUAGAUUUCGUACAUACAUAUUUAGUACAUACGAUGCGGUUCCCACUGAAAUUUAAAAAUCUUCAGUUUAUUUAGAUCCACUAAUCAAAUAAACUCUCAAAUAAUUGCACUGCCUACAGAACAAAAAAUUUAAAUUUUUUUAUAUCUUCAAAAAACAUACUAUCUUCUCCACUUAAAAGUGAUGCUGCAUAGAUAUGUAUGCUCCGAAGUAAAUCAAUUAUAUGUGCAAUGAGUUUUUACUCCUAAAGGUAACUACGGCAUUUUGUUUGUAUACAGUUAUAAUAGCAUUUAGUUCAUAAAUACUUUUCACGCAUCAGGUAGGUGCAUUAUUUGCACCACCCUUAUCGAAAAUAAUAGUAAAUUUAAUAAAAAAUAAUUAUAUAUGUAUGUACAGCUGCGGUCAAAAUAAUGGCACGAAAUUUCAAAGUGAUAUUGUUUGCAACGUUUGUGUAUUUAUUGAUUUUUAAUUUCACAAAAAUUAAUCAAACUUUAA
This is a messenger RNA of Rhagoletis pomonella (apple maggot), 6457 nucleotides long. It is a transcript of the gene Hecw, whose product is annotated as E3 ubiquitin-protein ligase HECW2. NCBI's taxonomy places the organism in Eukaryota, Metazoa, Arthropoda, Insecta, Diptera, Tephritidae. Gene Ontology annotation, biological process: regulation of dendrite morphogenesis. The transcript has 8 exons. The record is from RefSeq and is a predicted model, not a curated record. Gene Ontology annotation, molecular function: ubiquitin-protein transferase activity; protein binding. The coding region runs from base 757 to 5271 and encodes 1504 amino acids.